CACUUCCCGGUUCUCGCUAUGGAUACGGGGCAGAGCGCACAGGUCGCCGACAUGGGAGGAGAGCACUCCGCCGGGGUAUGCAUAGUGGAGCGGGAAAGGGACCGGGAGAGGGGCGAUGUGUCCAGCCCAUGCCCCCCGGCAAAACAGCGCUCCCUGCGGGUGGUGUACGUCCUGAACGACGGGCUGAAGGCGGUGAUGGCCAGCAGCCCGGAGUCCGGAGCGCUGCAAUGUCUGCAGAGAGCAUGCGACUCGGAGAGCGCACUGCUCACCACCGUGACCUUCGGACGGCUGGACUUUGGAGAGACAUCAGUGCUGGACAGUUUCUACGAUGCAGACAUCGCGGUUGUGGACAUGAGUGAUGUGUUUAGGCAGCCCUCCUUGUUUUACCAUCUGGGUGUGAGGGAGAGCUUCGAUAUGGCCAACAACGUCAUCCUGUACCAUGACACUGACCCUGACACUGCACAGUCACUGAAGGACAUGGUGGCACAGAAAAACACAGCAUCCAGUGGUAACUACUACUUCAUUCCCUACAUAGUGACUCCUAACCAUGAGUAUAUGUGCUGUGAGAGUGACGCCCAACGCAGGGCCAGUGAGUAUAUGCAGCCCAGCUGGGACAACCUGCUGGGGCCUCUCUGCGUUCCCCUGACAGACCGCUUCACCAGCCUGCUGAAGGACAUCCACGUCACAUCCUGUGCUUCUUUUAAGGACACCUUGCUAAAUGACAUCAGGAAGGCCAGAGAGAAGUACCAGGGAGAGGAGCUGGCCAAAGAGCUUUCCCGCAUCAAACUCCGAAUCGACAACACAGAGGUCCUCACCCAGGACAUCGUCAUGAACCUGCUGUUUUCUUACAGAGACAUACAGGACUACGACGCCAUGGUGAAGCUGGUGCAGACUCUGGAGAUGCUGCCGACUUGUGAUCUGGCCACCCAGCCCAUGAUCCAGUUCCACUAUGCCUUUGCCCUCAACAGGAGGAACAGUCCCGGUGACAGGGAGCAGGCUCUCAGAGUGAUGCUGCAGGUGUUGCAGUCGUGUGAACAUCCAGCGCCAGACAUGUUCUGCCUCUGUGGACGGAUAUACAAGGACAUCUUCUUGGACUCGGACUGCAAAGACACCAAAAACAGGGACAACGCUAUACAGUGGUACAGGAAGGGAUUUGAGCUGCAGCCAACUCUUUACUCUGGUAUCAACCUGGCUGUCCUCCUCAUAGUUGCUGGCCAACAGUUUGAGAGCUCAAUUGAACUGAGGAAAAUAGGUGUGAGGUUGAACAGUCUGCUGGGGCGCAAAGGUUCACUGGAGAAAAUGAAUAACUACUGGGACGUGGGCCAGUUCUUCACUGUUAGCAUGCUAGCUAACGACAUCCCUAAAGCUACUCAGGCUGCCGAGAAACUCUUCAAACUCAAGCCGCCUCUCUGGUAUUUGCGGUCGGUGGUGCAGAACCUGCAGCUCAUCCAGAGGUUUAAGAAGCAGACGGUGGAACAUUCUCCUCAGCGGGAUAGACUCAACUUCUGGAUGGACAUCAUCGUAGAGGCAACGCAGGGCACCACUAAUCGACUGCGGUUUCCAGUGUUGAUUCUGGAGCCAACUAAAGUUUACCAGCCCUCCUAUGUGUCCAUUAACAACGAGGCUGAGGAGAAGAACGUCUCUAUCUGGCAUGUUUCUCCUGCCGAAACGAAAGGGAUCCAUGAGUGGAACUUCACAGCAAUGUCCAUCAAAGGCAUUAGUAUCAGUAAGUUUGACGAACGUUGCUGCUUCCUCUACGUCCACGAUAACUCAGAUGACUUCCAGAUCUACUUCUCAACUGAAGAACAGUGCGGUCGGUUCUGCUCCAUGGUGAAAGAGAUGAUAUCUGAUGGUACAGGGAAUGCUGUGGAGCUGGAGGGGGAAGGAGAUGGAGAUACACUGGAGUAUGAGUAUGACACCAAUGAGACAGGGGACAGGGUGGUGCUAGGGCGGGGCACCUAUGGAGUGGUGUACGCUGGGAGAGACCUCAGCAACCAGGUGCGAAUCGCCAUCAAAGAGAUCCCUGAGAGGGACAGCAGGUACUCUCAGCCCCUUCACGAAGAGAUUGCCCUUCACAAGUACCUGAAGCACAGGAACAUUGUUCAGUAUUUGGGCUCCGUUUCUGAGAACGGCUACAUCAAGAUCUUCAUGGAACAAGUGCCUGGAGGAAGCCUGUCUGCCUUGCUGCGGUCUAAAUGGGGCCCUCUAAAGGAGGCGACUAUUAUCUUCUACACCAGACAGAUUCUGGAGGGGCUCCGAUACCUGCACGAGAACCAGAUCGUCCACCGAGAUAUCAAGGGUGAUAAUGUGUUGGUGAAUACCUACAGUGGUGUCUUGAAGAUCUCAGACUUUGGUACUUCUAAGCGGUUGGCAGGAGUCAACCCCUGUACAGAGACAUUCACCGGCACUCUGCAGUACAUGGCUCCAGAAAUUAUUGACAAGGGCCCUCGAGGGUACGGGGCCCCGGCUGACAUCUGGUCCCUGGGAUGCACUAUUAUAGAAAUGGCCACAGGGAAACCGCCCUUUCACGAGCUGGGAGAACCACAGGCAGCGAUGUUUAAGGUGGGCAUGUUUAAGAUCCACCCAGAGAUCCCUGAGUCCUUGUCACUAGAGGCUAAGGCAUUCAUCUUGCGCUGCUUUGAGCCGGACCCUCACAAGAGAGCCAUCGCGUCAGACCUCCUCAGAGACACUUUUGUCAGACACAACGCUAAGGGCAAGAAGAGCAAAAUUGCCUUCAAACCAUCAGACUACAUCCACAGCGUUUCCCUGCCGGUGCAGCUGCAGUGCGAGGCCACCGGGAGCAGCAGCAGUGAACACGGUUCUGUGAGCCCCGACUGCGACUCCAAACACGACGUUUUCUUCCAGAAGAAGAAAAGGUCUGGCUCAGAGAACCUGCUCAAACCCCACAACUCCAACUACUUGAGUGUCCCAGAUGAGGGUUCGGUGUCGGAGGACCGCAGUGCCCCCGCCUCUCCAGAAGACAGGGACAGCGGUCUGUUCCUGUUGAAGAAGGACAGCGAGAGACGGGCGAUUCUGUUCAAGGUGCUCAAUGACGACCAGGCAAAGGUCAUCUCCAACCUCAGGGAAAACCACAUUCAGGGUAGUGAAGAGCUCCAGCUGUCCGUCGAACACAUUAAGCAGAUCAUCUGCAUCCUUCGAGACUUCAUCCAUUCCCCAGAGAGGCGUGUCAUGGCGGCCACCAUCUCCAAGCUCAAGCUGGACCUGGACUUCGACUCCACCUCCAUCAACCAGAUCCAGCUGGUGCUCUUUGGCUUCCAGGACUCGGUAAACAAAGUCCUGAGGAACCAUCACAUUAAACCCCACUGGAUGUUUGCUAUGGAUAACAUCAUCCGCCGAGCUGUGCAGGCUGCAAUCACCAUCCUCAUUCCAGAGCUGCAGACCCACUUCGGCCCGGCAUCUGAGUGUGAGGGAGCAGAGAAGGAAGACGAAGUGGAUGAAGAGGAAACAGAGUUUGGUCCUGUUUUAGCUCCUGCUGCUGACGACUCGGGGACGUUAGUUGACCCCGCUCACUCCACGCCCAGCACGCUGAACUCGGCUCACUCCCAGGAGCAUCAACGCUCACAUCAUCAACUGGGAGCACAGCUGGGGCGGCUCAAACAGGAGACCAACAGAUGUCACGGUUGCUGUGGUGCCCCCUGCAGGCUGCUGGAGGAGCUGCUGCAAAAGGAGAAGGAGUACCAGCAGGUCCUGAAGGCCACACUGCAGCAGAGAACACACGACCUGGAGCUGGUCAGAGUCAGACACAGACCACCAGAAAUCUCACCUCCCUCCAUCUUCCAUAUCCCAGCGGACCACGAGCCGGACAAGCAGCUCACCGAUUGGCUGAAAGAGCAGGGGGCAGACGCUUACACCAUAGAUAAGUUUGUGCUGGAGGAAUACACGCUGACUGACGUUCUCAACGACGUUACCAAAGAUGACCUCCACUGUCUACGUCUACGGGGCGGAGUCCACUGCCGCAUCUGGCGAGCCAUCCAGCGGCACCGAGAGCGAGAGAGGCUGAGGAGUGAUGAACGCUCUGAAGAUGAUGCAUGAUGGGAUACAUGGACAACAACUCGGGGGGGCUCUUGUUUUGCAGAAACACGUCUGCACACUACCAGCAUUGCAUGGCCGUCUCUGCUUUGUGCCUCUCCACGGUGCCUUCUCAUGUUGUAGUCUGCGUUGUACGCACAGGACUGACUGAAGCUUAGUUUGACUGUAAAUCGCCAUACAGUGUCACACUUGACCAGACCAAAGCACAUUAGUACAGGUACUACUCCAUGUAUCUGUAUGUGCAUUUAAACGUGUAUGUGUAAGGAAAAAUGCAUCUUAGCAAACACAGAAACUGUUUCGAGUGAUACUCUCUUGAUUUUUCACAGCGAAUGCAGGUUUUUCUUUGAAAAAUAAAUCAAAAUGUCCAUAAAACCUUUUCAAACUGCUUCUGUAGCAUAAUCUGUUCAGUGGUGUCCAUUCAGAUUCUCAAUAUAGUUUACACAGUCAAACUUUUGCCAAAAUAUGGUUGCAUUCUUUUCAUUGUUACUCCACACAUGACCCUGUUGAACUGGUAUUAGCGCAUCAUCCUCUUGUACUUGUACGUCAGAAGUGCUCUAUCAUUUUUCAUACUGAGCAGAGGGAUGGAAAGCAGAAGGAUGUUUAUGCAAGUUCCGGUAAACAUUUUGAAAUUUAAUCCAAGCACAGCCCCAUAUCUCUGUAAAAGAGUUUAUCUCAAAUCCGUAUCAUCAGUAAUAUAAAUUCUACAGAACUGGCAUUUACCUAAAACAUGCAAAACCAUUUGAAUGUUCUCCAAGAUCUUGUGACUCAUAGACUUGUCAGACUUCCUUUUGCAUUUAUCCCCUUGGUUUUCAGCCAAGAUGAUAAACCAUGAAAACUUUCUCCCAGCAGACUGAGUCAGGAUAAAUCCCUUCAUCAUUUACUGGAUACUUCAAAAUCAAAAUCAAAAAUUGUGCGAUGUUGAUCUUCCACAUAAAACUGGAGAGCUCUGUUGUGUGGGAGUCGAAUACAUUUCAGCUGAAAGCCUAAUUUUUGUAAUGUAAAAAUAUAAUGUACCCACAUUAAGAUGUUCACACAUCCCGGCGGCCUUCACGUCACUGCCUUUACAUUUGAAUGCAUGUUAUUUAUUAGUUGUUUAAGAUUUUAUUUGCAUUCUUUAUGAAGUAACUUUUCUUUUCUCUGUGUACCUGCAUUUAUUUUUUUAUUCCAACUCUUAGGUAUGUGCUUGUC
Molecule: messenger RNA, 5238 nt
Organism: Micropterus dolomieu (smallmouth bass)
Lineage: Eukaryota; Metazoa; Chordata; Actinopteri; Centrarchiformes; Centrarchidae
Gene: map3k15
Product: mitogen-activated protein kinase kinase kinase 15
Exons: 29
Coding region: 19-4053 (1344 amino acids)
Biological process (GO): MAPK cascade; cellular response to stress; protein phosphorylation
Molecular function (GO): MAP kinase kinase kinase activity; ATP binding
Source: RefSeq, a predicted model, not a curated record